Molecule: messenger RNA, 2559 nt
Organism: Dendrobium catenatum
Lineage: Eukaryota; Viridiplantae; Streptophyta; Magnoliopsida; Asparagales; Orchidaceae
Cellular component (GO): plasma membrane
Source: RefSeq, a predicted model, not a curated record
AAUGCCUCUUUGCUCUGCGUUGAUCACCGCGGCUUGCCAGAAACAAACACCCCAUUUCUCCCUAGGAUGAGGGAAGAAAAAACACACUUCUUUCCCUCGGCUCUCUCGAAUUUCCCCCUCUCACAGUUUCCUCCCACUUUCCUCUCACGUCCGCCUCACGAUUUUUGUUUCGGAGGAACCUAAUUCCUGAAUUGGAUUCUCUUCCGUUGAUAGCUCCAAUCUGCAAUCACUGAUAUGGGUGUGUACGACGGGAACCCGUCGAAGGAUGCUGCCCCCGGUCUGGAACCACGGCCUAUUUGGACCCCAGCCGCCGAGCCGGCCGCCGCUGGCCUCGCCGAACAGUUCUCGGCGCUAGGCAUGGGCGAUCCCUCUAAAGGCGGCCUUUUCCAAGUUAUGAAGGCCAUGGAGGACGCAGAGAGCACCAUCAGGCAACAGUUGGAUGACAAUAAUCACUUAAGAGAGCAACUUUUACAACGAACACGAGAGCUGGAGAAAUAUAAAUUAGAAUCUGUGACUAGAGGCGCUUCUGCUGAUGACUUGAUAGAUGAACCAUCCUUGGGAAUAUAUGAAGCUCAUGCGACAAAUUAUUCAGUUGGAAAUGAAGCAGACAAGGUGAAAUUAAUGAACCAUGGGCCUUCAACAAAUUCGGAUGGUUUAGUAAUUCCAAGAGAUGGUAUCCGAGGAAGUGAUGGGCCUUUCUUACGACCUAACUCUAGAAACCAUCAGUAUUCUGAAGGCAUCAAAGUGAAUGGGAAUUUGAAGGUCUCUGCUGGAUUGCAGGGUGUUCCUGACAGUGCUGGUCAAUCUCAGUUCUCGACACCAUCUUCAAGGUCUAUUUCUCCAAGCAGGCAUCGAAGGGAAGGAGAGUAUGAACCACGGCUCAAUUCAGCAGGGCAUGGGCUGAUGCCAGUUUCUGAAAUGAACUCAAACGUACUCUGGAAACAGGAUCUUAUUAUUAAGGUUAGAGAGCAUGAAGAAGAGAUUUCAAUGUUAAGAAAACAUCUUGCCGACUACUCAAUGAAGGAAACUCAAAUGCACAAUGAGAAGUAUGUUCUAGAAAAGCGCAUUGCUUAUAUGCGAAUGGCAUUUGAUCAGCAGCAGCAAGAAUUGGUUGAUGCUGCAUCAAAAGCUCUUUCCUAUAGACAAGACAUAAUUGGGGAAAACAUUCGCCUAACAUACUCAUUACAGGCCGCUCAGCAAGAAAAGACAACUUUUGUUUCUUCUUUGGUGCCACUUCUUUCAGAAUAUGGUCUCCAGCCUUCUGUGCUUGAUGCUCAGUCCAUUGUUAGUAAUCUGAAGGUUUUAUUCAGACAUUUGCAAGAAAAACUCAUAAUCACUGAGGAGAAGUUGAAAUACUCUCAAUACCAGUUAGCUCCAUGGCAUCUGGAACCGGCUAAUGACACGAACCUUCCUUCACAAUCACCUUCUCAUCCUCUUGGUGCAAACCUUGUCACGUCUAACAAAGGCCUUGAGAUUGUGCCACAGCCAACAUUUACUCAUGCACAAUCUCCUGGGUCUUCUCCAGCCAAUAAUGCUCGGCCAAAAGAAUGGGAGGGACUGGGCAAUCAUAAUCAUGCUAUUCUCAGCAACGUUGCUACAAAAAAUCAGGAUCUCAAUAUUUUGGAAGGAAACAUUCUUUCUUUGAAUAGGAAUGUGGCACAAAAUAUGCCAACCCAUUUAAGCAAAGGAUACCCUCAUGCUGUACAUUUUAGUGCCGAGUCAAGAAAUCAGAAUCCAUCAUUCAAGGACCUUGCUAGAAACAAUGAAACAGAUGAUUCUGAAGCAACUAAUGUUCCACAGGGGAGAGAACCUGCUGACCAUUGGGUUCCUGCUAACUCUCCUUACCUAUCUUCUGGACUUGAUGAUCCCAACUCAUCUUAUCCUUACCUGCCGCCCGUCCUUGAGGAGCCAAGUUCUUCAGUUUCUGAAGCUGCAGAAGAUGAUCCAUUGCCUGCAAUAGAAGGUCUUCAGAUUUCAGGCGAAGCUUUUCCAGGAAGAGAACUUCAAGCGGGUGGGUACUCCAUCAAUGGAACAACCAGUUGUAAUUUUGAGUGGGUACGCUAUCUAGAAGAUGGUUCAGUGCACUAUAUAGAAGGAGCAAAGCAACCCAAGUAUCUCGUUACUGCUGAUGAUGUUGACUCUUAUCUUGCCAUUGAGGUUCAUCCAUUAGAUGACAGGAAACGGAAGGGUGAACUAGUUAAGGUAUUGGCGAAUGAUCAAAGAAAGAUAACUUGUGAUCCUCCAAUGCAAGAACAGCUAGAGAAAACUCAUUCUGUUGGGCAUGCAUCAUAUGAAGUUGCAUUAUCAGCCAGAUAUUUGGAUAUAUGGGAGCAAGCUGUUUUAGCAAUCAAGAGGGAAGCUUAUAGUAUCAAGUGCAAUGGACCACGUGGUGUUGUUGUGACAGAGAAGUUCUUGCCGAAUACAACCAUUACUAUUCCAUAUGGACACGAAACAGAAUUUUCAAUCCAAUGUUCUAAUGGUGCUGAAUAUCUUUUGAGGGCCAGAGACAGCUGGUUAAGAGAUACAAUUGUGCUAACCCUGAGAUUGUUCAAAAAGAUG